AUGGGUAUAAAACCACCAAAAGGUGUUAUACUAUAUGGUCUGCCUGGCACUGGCAAAACCCUACUCGCCAAGGCUGUCGCUAAUCAGACUUCAGCGACCUUCCUCCGUGUUGUGGGUUCAGAGCUUAUCCAGAAGUACCUAGGAGAUGGGCCAAAAUUGGUUCGUGAAUUGUUCCGCCUGGCUGAAGAAAAUGCCCCAAGCAUCGUUUUUAUAGAUGAGAUUGACGCCGUUGGAACCAAACGGUAUGACUCAAAUUCUGGUGGGGAACGCGAGAUCCAACGGACCAUGUUGGAGUUACUAAAUCAGCUUGAUGGUUUUGACUCUCGUGGUGACGUCAAAGUGAUUAUGGCCACAAAUCGUAUCGAGACAUUGGAUCCAGCGCUGAUCAGACCGGGAAGAAUAGACCGGAAAAUCGAGUUUCCACUACCCGACGAAAAGACCAAACGUCGGAUUUUCACCAUCCACACAAGCAGGAUGACACUAGCUGAGGACGUCAACAUAGAGGCGUACGUCACGUCCAAAGAUGAACUGUCCGGUGCUGAUAUAAAAGCCAUUUGCACAGAAGCUGGUCUCCUUGCCUUGCGUGAGCGCAGAAUGAAGGUAACCAACGAGGACUUCCAGAAGGCCAAGGAAAACGUGCUGUACCGAAAGAGUGAAGGAACUCCCGAAGGUCUUUAUCUGUAG
Dibothriocephalus latus is the source of this 684-nucleotide messenger RNA. The record is from the annotation of a GenBank genome assembly. NCBI's taxonomy places the organism in Eukaryota, Metazoa, Platyhelminthes, Cestoda, Diphyllobothriidea, Diphyllobothriidae.